Molecule: messenger RNA, 4057 nt
Organism: Coregonus clupeaformis (lake whitefish)
Lineage: Eukaryota; Metazoa; Chordata; Actinopteri; Salmoniformes; Salmonidae
Product: F-box only protein 11
Exons: 21
Coding region: 465-3107 (880 amino acids)
Biological process (GO): ubiquitin-dependent protein catabolic process; regulation of apoptotic process; protein ubiquitination
Molecular function (GO): protein binding; zinc ion binding
Source: RefSeq, a predicted model, not a curated record
GGGUUUGGUUCCAGCCCAGUACUAACACACAUAAUCGUGAUGAUUAGGCUACAGUAGGCUAAUCAUAGCAAUAAUAGUUCAGAGGUAAAGUGAGCCCUAAUACACUUUCUUGUUUUAUUCUCAGCCUGUCAUUUUCAGACAUUAGACACACUCAUGUUUGCAUUAGCAAGAAAAAAAAAGGGCGAACUACGAUGCGCUAUUGGUGGAAGUUCUUCCCAUGUGAUUGAUGUUCAAUGUUCUUGUUGUCGGACGGUCUCUGCGCUAAUGGCUCCUCCUGCAACUGCAAAACUGAGCUGAGCAAGGGUUGCAGGGGCAACGCAAAUAUAUAUUUUUUUCUCGAGCCGCAGGAAAGGGGUGACUUAUUGAGCAAUGUUUAAGAAAAAAACAUUUUAGAUUGCGUGCUUAGACGUCGUUCCAACUGUAGCGAAGGGUUCGAAUUUAGAAAAAAUUUCUAAACACCCCAAAUGAACUCCGUCAGAGCAACCAGCAGAAGACCCAGGCGAGUGUCGAGGCCGCGCCCGGUACAGCCGGAAAGGAACAACCAGGAAAGAGAUGAGGACGUCCCUGCAGAUAUGGUUGCAGAAGAAUCCGGUCCAGGAGCUCAGAAUAGUCCGUACCAACUUAGAAGAAAGUCUCUAUUACCCAAGAGAACAGCAGCUUGUCCAGCAAAGACUAACAUGGAGGGUGCUUCCACUUCAGCCACAGAAGACUUUGGCCAUCGGGCAAAACGUGCCAGAGUGUCAGGAAAGUCUCAAGAUUUACCAGCAGCGCCGGCGGAGCACUACCUCCAGGAGAAGCUGCCAGACGAGGUGGUUCUGAAGAUCUUCUCCUACCUUUUGGAGCAGGACCUGUGUCGCGCAGCAUGUGUCUGCAAACGCUUCAGCGAACUGGCCAAUGAUCCCAUCCUCUGGAAGAGGCUGUACAUGGAGGUGUUUGAGUACACACGUCCCAUGAUGCACCCUGAGGCGGGGAAGUUCUUCCAGAUUAACCCAGAGGAGUACGAGCAGCCCAACCCGUGGAAAGAGAGCUUUCAGCAGCUGUAUAAAGGAGCACACGUGAAGACGGGCUUCGCGGAACACUUCUACAGUAAUCCUGCCAGAUACAAAGGAAGAGAGAACAUGCUUUACUAUGACACCAUAGAAGAUGCCCUGGGGGGUGUACAGGAGGCCCACUUUGACGGCCUCAUAUUCGUCCACUCUGGGGUCUACACUGACGAGUGGAUCUACAUAGAGUCACCCAUCACAAUGAUCGGAGCUGCACCUGGUAAAGUAGCAGACAAAGUGAUCAUUGAGAACACCAGAGACUCCACGUUUGUCUUCAUGGAGGGCUCGGAGGACGCAUACGUUGGCUACAUGACCAUCAAGUUUAAUCCUGAUGAUAAGUCUGCCCAGCACCACAACGCCCACCACUGCCUGGAGAUUACAGUCAACUGCAGCCCCAUCAUUGACCACUGCAUCAUACGCAGCACUUGCACAGUGGGCUCAGCGGUCUGUGUGAGUGGCCAGGGAGCUUGUCCCAGUAUCAGACACUGCAACAUCAGCGACUGUGAGAACGUGGGGCUUUACAUCACCGACCAUGCACAGGGAAUCUACGAGGACAACGAGAUCUCCAACAACGCACUGGCUGGAAUCUGGGUGAAAAACCACGGCAACCCCAUCAUCAGACGGAACCACAUCCACCACGGCAGAGAUGUGGGCGUCUUCACUUUCGACCACGGCAUGGGCUACUUUGAGAGCUGCAACAUCCACAGGAACCGCAUAGCUGGCUUCGAGGUGAAGGCGUACGCCAACCCCACGGUAGUGCGCUGUGAGAUCCACCAUGGGCAGACGGGAGGGAUCUACGUGCACGAGAAGGGCCGAGGACAGUUCAUCGAGAACAAGAUCUAUGCAAACAACUUUGCUGGAGUGUGGAUUACCUCCAAUAGUGAUCCUACAAUAAGGGGCAAUGCCAUCUUCAACGGUAACCAAGGCGGAGUUUACAUAUUCGGUGAUGGGCGAGGCCUCAUCGAGGGGAACGAUAUCUACGGUAACGCCUUGGCAGGGAUCCAGAUCAGGACAAACAGCUGCCCCAUCGUACGACACAACAAGAUCCACGACGGACAGCACGGGGGCAUCUAUGUGCAUGAAAAGGGACAGGGGGUGAUCGAGGAGAAUGAGGUGUACAGCAACACGCUGGCAGGAGUGUGGGUGACCACAGGAAGCACACCUGUCCUCAGGAGGAACAGGAUACACAGUGGGAAACAGGUUGGCGUCUACUUCUACGACAACGGCCAUGGAGUGUUGGAGGACAAUGAUAUCUACAACCACAUGUACUCCGGAGUUCAAAUCAGAACUGGCAGCAAUCCCAAAAUCAGACGGAACAAGAUCUGGGGAGGUCAAAAUGGAGGCAUUCUGGUUUACAACUCAGGUUUGGGCUUCAUCGAGGACAAUGAGAUCUUUGACAACGCUAUGGCAGGGGUGUGGAUAAAGACUGACAGCAACCCCACCCUCCGAAGGAAUAAGAUCCACGACGGGAGAGACGGAGGGAUCUGUAUAUUCAACGGAGGACGAGGUUUACUGGAGGAGAACGAUAUCUUCAGGAACGCCCAGGCAGGAGUCCUCAUCAGCACCAACAGCCAUCCCAUCCUGAGGAAGAACAGGAUAUUUGACGGCUUUGCUGCAGGUAUUGAGAUCACGAAUCAUGCCACGGCAACCCUGGAAGGCAAUCAGAUCUUCAAUAACCGCUUUGGAGGAUUGUUUCUCGCAUCUGGUGUCAACGUUACAAUGAAAGAUAACAAAAUAAUGAACAAUCAAGAUGCCAUUGAAAAAGCUGUGAGCAGAGGUCAGUGCCUGUACAAGAUUUCAAGUUACACCAGCUAUCCAAUGCACGAUUUUUACAGGUGUCACACCUGUAACACAACAGACCGCAACGCCAUCUGUGUGAACUGCAUCAAGAAGUGCCACCAGGGGCACGACGUCGAGUUCAUUAGGCAUGAUAGAUUUUUCUGUGACUGUGGAGCCGGGACGUUGUCAAACCCCUGCACACUAGCCGGAGAGCCCACGCACGACACGGACACACUGUACGACUCAGCCCCUCCUAUAGAGUCCAAUACGCUGCAACACAACUGAGCUGGACCCCUGGACUUCCCCCCUCCGGACCCUUCCAGGCCUAUUCCCUAUAUAGUGCACUACUUUUGACUAGGACCCUAUGCUGGCCCUGGGCAAAAGUAGUGCACUAUGUAGGGAAUAGGGUGCCAUUUUGGACAGAGACUCCUGUUUGUUCAGCUAACUAGUCCACCCAUGGGGAGGAGGAAAAAUACAAUACAAUACAAACUUAUAAAUAUCACACAAUGUAAAAAUGACUUUAAAGAAAUAUGAAAAAAUGGAAGUCGUGAUGGACAAAGACGAGCUGAAAGGAGACAUUUACAUAUAUAUAUAUGACAUUUCUGCUGUGGAUGCACUGCCCGCCUGCCCCGCUUCUCCCUUUUUAUUUUCCUUCCCAGCAACGUAUUGACGAGGAGGCAAUGGGACUUGGUCGGUGAUGGAUGGGACUAUGUGUGCAGACAAAUGGGUAUUCUUAUUCCCUUCAUAGGCAUAGACCUAGUCAAAAGUAGUGCCCUAUGAAGGCAAUAGGGUGCCAUUUCAGACAGAUAUUGACUCAGGUUGGAGAAUUCAUGGGAAGCAUUGCAGCUUUUAUAGUGGAGCUGUGGAGAGAUGGAUGGGCACUAGCCAUCAUUAUAAUGGAUCUCCUUGCCUGCCUUUGCGAAGUGGGCAAGUGAAGUCAGACUGCAGUUAUUGUACAGAGCCAUUGAUGGUGGCAUAACGGCAUUGCAACGCUCAGAGCCAUACGAGGAACUAGUUCCUCAGGCGGAGGAGGCAGUCUCGCCACACACUGUUUCUGUCUCCAGCAACAAACCAUUGUGCUGGUGUAUGUAUGGUUACAGAAGAAUAUGUCCUAGCACUUCAGUGUUUUUUUUUUAAGAAAAAUAUUUUAAAUGCUUUUCUCAUGUAGUUUUGUAUUUUCAUGCAAAAAUGUUACUGUACUUGAAUGUCUUAUUUUAUUAAAUAUAUUAAUUUUG